Myxocyprinus asiaticus (Chinese sucker) is the source of this 716-nucleotide messenger RNA. RefSeq names its product ECRG4 augurin precursor a (gene ecrg4a). Bases 76 to 501 code for a protein of 141 amino acids. The record is from RefSeq and is a predicted model, not a curated record. Lineage: Eukaryota; Metazoa; Chordata; Actinopteri; Cypriniformes; Catostomidae. Gene Ontology annotation, biological process: cellular senescence; anaphase-promoting complex-dependent catabolic process; G1 to G0 transition. The transcript is spliced from 4 exons.
CUUUCUCCUCUCCUCUCUACUCGCUUGCUUGCAGAACACUGUUGUACAAACCAGUGGAGAAGAAGACUAGGAAUCAUGGUUUCUCAAAAGUUUUACCUGCACCUGCUCACAUUUGUCACCUUACUGACCUUACUGGCUCUCUCGGAUGUUGCAAGCGAAAACACGCUGGAAAAACUCUUGAAAAGAGUGGACAGUGAUGUAAAACCAGCUGCCGCAGUGGCAGUAACUCCGUCCAAGGCCAAACAGUUCCUGACAUCCCUAAAAAGGCCCAAAAGAAAUCUAUGGGAACGCAACCGCCCAGAUGUUCAACAGUGGAUCCAACAGUUCAUGUACAUGGGAUUUGAUGAAGCAAGACUUGAAGCUGACCUCUCCUAUUGGAUGGACCACUACCGUUCCAAUGACCAGAGUCGCCAGCAUCACUAUGAUGAAAAUGCACCCAUGGGACCUCGGGGUGCUGGGUCAUACAGGCAUGGGGCAAACGUCAACUAUGACUACUACUAAGACCCCUUUUCCUUUCAGAAUCGCUUCACUGCUGCAAAGAACUUAAUAAGAUUAGGUGGUUGACAUGAUCUCUCUCUUUCAUUUACUUUGCAGAGAUGUCAGCUUGCUUCCUUUUGUUGCAUAUGCUGUUUUUUUUUAUGUACUUCCUUUCGCAAAAUGGCAAUAGACAGAAAUCAAGAAUAAAGCCCUUUAAAAAAAAAAAUUUAAAAACUGUG